Capsicum annuum is the source of this 705-nucleotide messenger RNA. Its product is annotated as major allergen Pru ar 1. Gene Ontology annotation, cellular component: cytoplasm; nucleus. The coding region runs from base 77 to 556 and encodes 159 amino acids. Lineage: Eukaryota; Viridiplantae; Streptophyta; Magnoliopsida; Solanales; Solanaceae. Gene Ontology annotation, biological process: abscisic acid-activated signaling pathway; defense response. The record is from RefSeq and is a predicted model, not a curated record. The transcript is spliced from 2 exons. Gene Ontology annotation, molecular function: abscisic acid binding; protein phosphatase inhibitor activity; signaling receptor activity.
UUCUUUUCAUCAAACAAGUGCUCUGCCCCCUACAAGAAAUAUUACUCUUUCAUUUUCUUCUAAAAAUCAAAACAUUAUGGCUGUCACUACCUUCACUGAGGAGAACACUUCUCCACUUCCACCCAAAAGAAUAUUCAAGGCCUCCAUUAUUGAUUCUCAUAACUUGAUCCCAAAGUUGAUGCCACAAGCUAUCAAAAGUAUUGAGGUUCAAGGUGAUGGAGGUGCUGGAAGCAUCAAGACUAUCAAUUUUCCUGACGGUGGUAAUUUUAAGUCCAUAAAGUAUCGUGUUGAUGAGCUUAAUGAGGAGACAUACACGUAUAAGUACACACUGAUCGAAGGUGACGGGCUGGUAGACAAUCUUGAGAAGAUAACUUAUGACGUGAAGUUUGAGCAGUCACCAGAUGGUGGUUCCAUCUCUAAGGUGACUAGCGCAUACUAUACUGUGGGAGAUUUCAAACUCAAGGAAGAGGAAAUUAAGGCAGGCAAGGAGAAGGUCUUGGCGAUGUUCAAAGCUGUAGAAGCCUAUCUCCUUCAGAAUCCUGAAGCCUAUGCUUAGACGGUUGUUGUGUUAUGGGAUGGUUGUUUUUUCUCCUAGUCCUAAGUUUGUCUUUCAUGUUUGUCGCAGCAAUAAGUAUCUUCUGGUGUGAAUAAUGUUGUUGGCUGUUUUAUGGUUAAAAUACUGAUAAUCUUGAAUUUUUUUUUCAA